AUGUUGCGAUCAUCGCUUCGGUCAGCGAGGGCUCUUGGCAGCAAGCCCAUUGUGGCUGCUGCCGGCCGCCAAUGGCCCAGUGCGGCUUCGCGACGAGCCGGUUUGCUUGGAGCGAGAUCUUACGCCGAUGCUAAAAAGCCAGAUGCCGACGUUCCCAAGCCCCCCGUGAUGCCGACGUCUGAGACCCUGAGCUCCGAAAGAAGCCCACCUCCACCAGCUGCCGAAGUUGUUGAUGCGAAUACCCCGAAAACCAACAACGUUCCUUUGACGCCGCCUCCGCCUCCUCCUCCAGCUGAGGCUACCAAGCCUCCCGCGAAGAAGAAGAGCUUUUCCCAGAGACUUCGAAACUUCGUUUUCACACUAAUGGUUCUCGGAGCUGUUGGCUUCGCAGGUGGUGUCUGGUAUUCGCGAAUAAAUGACAACUUCCAUGACUUCUUCACCGAGUACAUUCCAUAUGGAGAGCAGGCUGUGCUCUACCUCGAGGAGCUUGAGUUCAAGAAGAAGUUCCCCGAUGCCGUGAGCCACGACUCCCGAUCCCGCGAAACCGGCAAGCAAGUCAAGAUUCCCGCACAAAGCGGCGCUUCUUGGAGAGUGGCCGAAAGCUCCGACGCCUCUUCUCGCCAUUCCAGUGCCUCUCCUGCUACUGUGAAAGCUGUGAACAAGCAGGCCGAGAAGAAGGAUAUUGCUGACAAGACGCCAUCCGAUCCCGUCACCGCGCAAUCCAAGCCAGCCGAAACGGCAACUCCCAAGGCUGUUGGUGAGCACCUUACUGCCGACUCAUCCAAGCCAUCUUCGAAGAAGGAAUUUAAGGCACCUGAGGUCAACGAGCCGUCUCGAUUCCCACCCCUGGAGCCUAUUGACUUGAUGCAGCUUUCCGAAGCCAAGGACCCUAUCGUCCGAGAUCUUGUGCACAUGCUCAACGACCUUAUCUUGGUUGUAAAUGCUGAUGGGGCCCAUGGUCGCUACUCCACCACCAUUGCCAAGGCCAAAAAUGAGAUUCUCCGUAUCGGCAGCCGUCUUCAGGAUUUGAAGAAGGGCAUCGAGAAGAAGGCGGCUAGCGAGGUCAAGUCUUCAAUCGAGGAGUUUGACGCUGCCGCCACUGAACUCAUCAAGCGUGUUGAGAACACCAUGCUGUCUCAAGAGAUUGAGUGGCGCCGAGAAUUUGAGGAAGAAAUGAAAUCGGUCCGCAACAGCUACGAUGAACGUGUCCAGCUGUUGAUGGAACGAGAGAAGAAGCUCAACGAGGAAAAACUCCAGAACCAGCUUUUGGAGCAGGCUUUGGCUCUGAAGAAGGAAUUCGUGCAGGAGGUCAAGGACCGUGUCGAGAAGGAGAGAGAAGGUCGUCUCGGCAAGCUCGCAGACCUGAGCUCGGCAGUCUCUGAAUUGGAGAAGCUCACAGUUGGUUGGAACGGCGUCGUGGACACUAAUCUCAAGACUCAGCAGCUCCACGUUGCUGUCGAAGCUGUCCGUGCCAGCCUAGAAAACGCUUUUCACCCCAAGCCAUUUAUCCGAGAGUUGGUAGCCCUGAAGGAGAUUGCCAGGGACGACCCUGUUGUCGAUGCUGCCAUUGCUUCUCUCAACCCUCUUGCUUACCAGCGUGGUGUUUCCAGUCCAUCCCUACUGAUUGACAGAUUCCGCCGCGUCGCAACUGAGGUCAGGAAAGCUUCUCUUCUGCCCGAUGACGCAGGUGUUGCCAGUCACGCCUCCAGCUGGGUCCUCAGCCAUGUCAUGUUCAAGAAGGAAGGUCUUGCCGAGGGCAACGAUGUCGAAAGUAUUCUGACACGCACACAAACUUAUCUAGAGGAGGGCGAUUUGGACUCGGCCGCGCGAGAAAUGAACAGUCUGCAAGGAUGGGCUAAGACGCUCAGCAAAGAUUGGUUGGGUGAGGUACGCAAGGUGUUGGAAGUUCAGCAAGCACUUGAUGUUAUUGCUACGGAAGCGAGACUCCAGAGCUUGAGAGUAGAUUAA
This is a messenger RNA of Metarhizium acridum CQMa 102, 1968 nucleotides long. Its product is annotated as MICOS complex subunit mic60. NCBI's taxonomy places the organism in Eukaryota, Fungi, Ascomycota, Sordariomycetes, Hypocreales, Clavicipitaceae. Gene Ontology annotation, biological process: cristae formation. Gene Ontology annotation, cellular component: MICOS complex. The record is from RefSeq and is a predicted model, not a curated record.